AUGUCGACCUUCAACCUGCCCAACGCAACACCACCAAUUCCAGUGGCACUGCCUUCGAACCUACCACAAGAAGCCCUCCUCUCGUUUCCAGCCUUCAAGAAUUGGCUUGCCACGCUGCAACAUUCCUUAUCGCUCCAGAGCAACAAGUCACACACCUUCCACGCGAAUCCCUACGCCCUCAAGAGUAUCGAGGUUCAGGCCGUCGAUUGGUUUGGGAAGAGACCAGGCUUUAUCAAGCUGCAGGCAAAGGUAGAGAAUGACAAGGGCGAGAGUCUGCCUGGGGCUGUGUUCUUGAGGGGAGGUAGUGUAGCUAUGCUGCUCAUUCUUCAACCCGACGAUGUUUCCACCGACACCGAGAAAGACAAACACGUCCUCUUGACCGUUCAACCCCGAAUCGCAGCCGGAUCUCUCGAACUCAUCGAACUACCCGCAGGCAUGCUAGACGACGGCACCUUCUCUGGAACUGCUGCUAAGGAAAUACAAGAGGAGACCGGGUUGGAGGUCCCAGAAUCUGAACUCGUCAAUAUGACGGAGCUGGCUUCAGCAUCAACCUCCAGCUCCAACGGUGUCGAGAGGCUACAAACUGCCAUGUAUCCUUCGCCAGGCGCAUGCGACGAGUUCAUCGCGCUCUUCUUACACCAGAAGCGCAUCCCUCGAUCCCAACUUGACGAGUUCCGUGGCAAGCUAACCGGCCUGCGUGACGAAGGAGAGAAGAUAACCCUGAAAUUGGUGAGGCUGGAAGACCUGUGGCGUGAGAGUGGACGGGACGCGAAGGCCCUGGCAGCUUGGGCGAUGUACCAGGGAUUACGAGGAGAGGGCAAGGUCUAG
Molecule: messenger RNA, 828 nt
Organism: Mytilinidion resinicola
Lineage: Eukaryota; Fungi; Ascomycota; Dothideomycetes; Mytilinidiales; Mytilinidiaceae
Product: nudix hydrolase 14
Exons: 2
Coding region: 1-828 (275 amino acids)
Biological process (GO): nucleoside phosphate metabolic process; ribose phosphate metabolic process
Molecular function (GO): ADP-glucose pyrophosphatase activity; ADP-ribose pyrophosphatase activity
Source: RefSeq, a predicted model, not a curated record